AUGACCGUCACCAUCAAAUCACACCAACCGGUUAUGGAACAGUUAAAGGGCAGAACCUUGACUAUACCUGACCUUGUUGCCUUAGUCUACCCUGACUGGACGGUGAAGAAUCAUGAGAACGAGACGGAGAUCCGUGAGGAGAUGGAGAAUGACUUCCUCGAGCGAGAUAAAAGAUGGUAUCCCUACUCGACUAAGCGGGCCAAGCUGAAGAAAGGCAACUUCGCUCAACAGGCCGGGUUUUUCUGGAGUGGAUGCACUCAAGAAUAUGUUAAAAACACAAUUGAUUUUCUGAAAUGGAGCUUAGAGCCUGAAAAAUAUUUCCCAGAGCGAGAACCGUGCCCUGUGCCUGAUGCAGGUCACAAUUCAGGUUGCUUUGAAGACAUUGGCAAGUCUCUGCAGACUGGACAGUCAAAUGAUGCACUACGACGCUAUGCCGACGCAAUGUAUGAUUACGUACAGUCUGUCGGCGAGGUGCAAGACCGGCGCGAUGUCAGCCUCCCCAGCUGGGAAGAAUACAUUGAAAACAGAAUCUAUUCGGUUGGGGGUUAUCCAUGUCUGAUGGCAAUGGAUGUCAAUGAUAUCGUCUCACUUAAGAAGGAAGUUGCCAAUGGACAGAUUGACAGCACGAUUCCCUUGAAGAUGCACUAUAAUAAGAACCUCUCGGCCCAGGCGGCAUUGAAUGAUGCAGUCUAUGAUUUGCAACAAUCUCGGAUGCGUUUUGAUUUGGCUGAAAGCUCACUUGUGAAAAGUGGCCGGUAUACCCAGCUUGGUGAGACCACCAAAACAGAUAUUUCAGCUCUCAUCCAGGGAUGUAAGAAUAUGAUGCUGGGAAAUGUGAAAUGGUCGUGA
Aspergillus terreus NIH2624 is the source of this 849-nucleotide messenger RNA. RefSeq names its product terpene synthase family protein. The coding region runs from base 1 to 849 and encodes 282 amino acids. The record is from RefSeq and is a predicted model, not a curated record. The transcript is spliced from 6 exons. Lineage: Eukaryota; Fungi; Ascomycota; Eurotiomycetes; Eurotiales; Aspergillaceae.